CAUAAUUAGAAAAUUAAAAUAAGAUUUAGAAUAGAAAUCAAUAGAAUUCGAAUAAAUGACUAUGAGAUUGAAUUAAAAUGAUCUAGGUUUUCUAUUGAUGAAAUUGCAAAAAAUGAAGCAGAAGAACCUUACAGAAUUGAAAUAUUAUAAAAAGAGCAAUUAAUUGAAGAAUUAAAAAGACUUAUUAUAUGAAUUAAAUCUUCCAAAAGAUAACUAAGCAAGAAUUGAAGAAAGGGCAAAAGAAGUUGAUGUUAGCGAGAAAAAAGUAAUUGAAAAAAUGUAAAAUUGAAUAAAUUAUAAAGAGAAUUUGAUUGAAAGAAACCACCUGAAGAAUUGAUGUAUGAUAAUAAGAAAAUAAAACAAAAUAUAAGCAAGCAAAG
This is a messenger RNA of Paramecium sonneborni, 380 nucleotides long. The record is from the annotation of a GenBank genome assembly. Lineage: Eukaryota; Ciliophora; Oligohymenophorea; Peniculida; Parameciidae.